UUGUAAUUACUCCUUUCAACAUACACACUCUCCAGUCUCCACCGCUUCCCAGUUUCUGCACUCAGCUCGUGUAUACUUUGGCAGCAAGCCAUGGACGAAGAAUUCUCCGUUGAUCCCUCUCAGCUGCUCGAAGCUGCUUCCGACUUCGCUCAUCAACCAGGUGCUCUUUCCGAUGCUUCAGCUCAGGAAUUUCUCACCCGGUUCCCUCUCCCUGCUAUUAUCGGUGCUCUGCAAACCAAUGCGGAUUACCCUGGUCUGGAAACUGCUUUGGUGGAUUGUUUGGAGAGGCUGUUCAGGACUAAAUAUGGAGCAUCACUCAUCCCGCAUUAUAUGCCUUUCGUCUUAGUUGGUCUUGGGACGGAUUCUCAGAAAGUGAGACGUCUGGCCUGUAUAGCUAUAUCAUGUCUGUUGGGACAUACAGAUAAGAGGAUUGCUGUGCAACUAGUUCUUCAACAUGAUGUUUAUUCCCAUCUGCUCAGUUGCUUGACUGAUGGUGAUGAACAAGUAGCUACUGCAGCAACAGAGGCAAUUAAAAAUUUGGCUGGCUAUCCAGAGGGCUUGGGGAUUGUCUUUCCUGCAAGUGUUAAUGAAGCUACACACCUUGGGAAUCUGGCAGCAAAAUGUUCAUCUCUGGGAAGAGUUCGAGUUCUAGCCUUGAUAGUAAAGCUCUUCUCCAUUUCAAGCUCAGUGGCAUCAGAAGUGUCCAAAUCAAAUCUUCUGAGUCUAUUGGAGGCAGAAGUCAGAAAUACAAAUGACACUCUUGUCAUUUUGAGUGUGCUGGAACUUCUAUACGAGUUGACGGAGGUUAGGCACAGUACAGAGUUUUUGUCAAAAACCAGCCUUCUUCAGCUGCUUAGUUCUAUAAUCAGCAAUGGUGCUGCAGAAUCCAUUUUAAGAUCGAGGGCAAUGAUGAUUGCUGGUAGACUUCUGUCCAAUGAAAGUGCUUUUGCAUUCAUUGAUGAAUCUAGUUUUAGAACUGUUCUUUCGGCUAUUGAUAGGAGGUUCGAGUACCUGGAAAGUCAAGAUGCAGAUGAAUGUGAAUGUGCACUUGAAGCAUUGGGUCAAAUUGGAUCGUCAUUCCAAGGAGCGACAUUAGUUCUAUCAACUUCACCUCCUAUUGCUAGACAUGUUGUUGAUGCUGCUUUUGACCGGCAACAACAUGGUAAACAGCUGGCUGCCUUGCAUUCUCUUGGAAACAUUGUUGGUGAAACACGUACCGGAGAUACUAUGGUGCUGAACAGUAGUGCAGAAGAAAAUCUUAGGAGCUUAAUUUAUGAUAAAGCGUCCAAAACAUCUAAGCUGACUCCUUUGGGCCUCCUCCUAUCAGGGUUAUAGAUUGAUUACUGGAUUGGUGGCUCGAACUUGGUGCCUGAUGGAGAUUAUCUCUAGACCUGAGAUAAUCAAUAUAGUGACAGAUACAUAUACAGAAACAAAAAAGAUAGGGAUGGAAGCUAGACAUAGGUGUUGUGAAGCAAUCUACAGGGUCUUCACGUCAUCAAGUAAACUUAUUAGUGAUCCUGCUUUUGCUGGCAUGGCUUCAAAGCUACAGGAAGCAAUCAGAAGGGGUCCUUAUGGUGCAAGAAAGCAAGCAGAAGCUCAACCAGUGGUUAUGACUGCUGACAGAUUUUAGUUGUACCAAUAGGAGUUAACUCAUACUUCUGACUAAUUAUCUAUGUUUGUAAUGUACGGUGUUGUGGAGAUUCCGGGUCUUAUACUAAUGUUACUUUGUGAAUAUUGUUCGUUUAGGAGAGCGAAAGGAUGUAGCCUCAUGUGAGUUGUCUUUGUCCGCCUGGUAAAGUAUCAGAAGCGACACUAUAAUCUCAGCACUUUAUUUGUUCAUUUCAAGUGUAUUUGCAUAUUUGAAAUGUUGGUAUUCUUAAUAUUAUCAGCAAUUUGGGUAA
Sesamum indicum (sesame) is the source of this 1901-nucleotide messenger RNA. Lineage: Eukaryota; Viridiplantae; Streptophyta; Magnoliopsida; Lamiales; Pedaliaceae. The record is from RefSeq and is a predicted model, not a curated record.